AUGAAAGGGCAGUUUUCCUCAAACACAACUAAGUUUUACACGCUUAAGCCCAAGAUGGGGCUCACACUUAUAUUCGCCUUGUUACUUUUCACUGGGACGUUUGCAGGUCCGAUACAAGAAGUAGUUAUUGCAGAUCAAUGCGCAAGACAAUGUACAGUAUCAAGCAAAUUCAACUAUGAAACCGGACAAACCUAUGAAUUCAACUACGAAACGGAAAUUCGAACAGCGAUACAAGGUGCAUCAGAAGACCAAGCCGGUGUGGAUUUAUCGGCAAAGGUGUACUUAGAUUUCCUCUCAAAAUGUGAAAUGGUCAUGCGGCUGAGUGAUGUCAGACUGACAGAACAAGACCCAGAGACGUCUACCAUGAAGUCAGUGACUUCUGACCUUAUUUCUGGUCUGGAACAAAAUCCUCUAACAGUCUCUUUCCAAGAUGGCAACAUUGAGGAACUUUGUCUGUCAAAACCAGAAAGUGACAAAAUAUUGAACAUCAAGAGAGGUAUACUGUCCCUCAUCCAGAACAACAUGGAUGAUAUCAACAAAGACCAGAAAGUCACUGAAGUUGAUGUGUCUGGUAAAUGUGAAACCGAAUACACAUCUAAAGAUAAGGGAUGGUACAACAAAUUGAUCACGAAAUCCAAGAAUCUUCUGGGAUGUACUGGUCGUCAAGGCAGCAACACAGCUAUCCAAGGAAUUCCUUACUCCUCUAAUUCAGAUGUGCAGUCAGUCCCGCUUAUCAAGAGCACACACGAGGUCCAACAGGAAUUCGCAAAGUCAACCGGCCGACUUCAGUCUGCAACAUGUCAUGAGGAGCACACAUUUGUCCCUUUCUCUAGAUCAGGCAGUGGAGCUAUCACACACAGUACCCAAACUCUGACAUUCGUAAAGGAAUACAAGUCUCGUUCUAAGCCAGAACAAAUUUCGGUAAGGGUACCAAUCCAGUUCCAACACUCUAGUGGAAAUAGCGCUGAGCAGACAAGAAAAGACAUGGAACAAAAACUGAUGGACAUUUGCCGCAACACAAAAGACGGAGUUACACCAGAAACACCUAAUCUUUUUACAUCGUUGGUUCGCACCAUGAAGGCGAUGGAGUCGAAAGAUCUUGUAGCUAUUUACCAGAAAAUUAAGAGCAAGGAGAUAUGCUCCGUAAACAACGACAGAGUAAGAAAAUUCUUCCUCGAUGCCAUUCCUAUGUCUGGAACCAUAGAAAGCCUCAAACUCAUGGUCAAACUCCUAACCAGCGGUCAGGUGACGGGUUUAGAUGCCGACAUGUGGAUGACAUCCCUUGCUUUCAUACAGAACCCAUCUAUUGAUAUGUUAGCUGAAGCAAAGUCACUGCUGUCCAUGACAACCAACCAGGAAAAGGCUAUGCUGUCAGUUAGCUCUUUGGUACACACUGUUUGCAAGAACAACCCAAGCUGUGAUAACUUCCUUGAAGUGAAGAAGAUCAUUUCCCUUCUGGAAAGCAAAAUUGCCCCUUCAUGCAAGAUAUCAGACGACACCUUCCGCACAAGCCUUUUGGCAUUAAGAGCUAUUGGUAAUGCUGGAUAUGGUACAAGCGCCAUUCCUACCUUGACAAAAUGCUUCAAAAGAACUGAAAAUCCUAUCGAGAUUAGACUUUCCGCCAUAGAGACAUUCCGACGCAUUCCAUGCAAAGCUGAUAAGUCGACGGUGUUAUCUAUUUUCGUCGAUACCGAGGAAGAUUCUGAAGUCAGAAUCGCCGCCUACAAAUCAUUGAUGGAAUGUCCUUCUGAUUACCUAAUCAGCAAAGUAAAGGGUAUGCUUGGAAAGGAAGAAGUCAACCAGGUUGGAUCCUACGUAUGGUCCCAUCUAACCAACCUCAUGGAAACCUCGAACCCACAUAAGCAGGCAGUUAGAUCAGUCCUAGAAGAUGAAACUUUACAAAAGGAAUUUAACAUGGACAAAAGGAAAUUCUCUAGGAACUAUGAAAAAUCCCUAUUGAUAGAAAGGAUAAAUACUGGAGCCGUUGCUGAGGGCGAUAUCAUUUGGUCUUCAAAGUCUUUUAUUCCUAGAUCAGCGAUGGUGAAUCUCACAGUUGACCUGUUUGGAAACGCAAUCAACCUCUUUGAGAUUGGAGGCCGAAUUGAAGGUCUUGAAUACUUCAUUGAAUCUUACUUUGGGCCAAAUGGUUACUUCAGUGAAAACGACGUUCAGCAAGCAGUGGAAGAAACGGCAGUAGACGUCGUCAAGUCGGACAAAGUCAAACGUAUUGACAAGAGGAACAACCGUGUCAUGGAUGAACUUCGUGGAUCCCUUUACAUGAGAGUAUUUGGCAACGAACUCCGGUACAUGAAUUUCCAGGGACUUGACUCAUUAUUUUCCCAGAACAGUUUUAACUUCCUCGAUAUGAUGAUGAAAUUUAGCAAAGAAAACGACUAUCAGUACACACACAGUUCAAUGUUUAUGGAUAGUUCAAUGAUUGUUCCAACUAGCUCAGGUUUCCCAUUGAACCUCACAGUUAACGGAACUGCCACCAUGGACUUCAAAGCGUCCGGUAAAAUGGAUGUCAUGAAAUUCCCAACAAUGGACAUUCAUGGAAUAAUCAAACCAAGUGCUGCUGUAGUUGUGUCAAGUCAAAUGGGAGUUGAUGCUCUAGACACACAAGUUGGAAUAAAAAUGGUAUCGACCCUCCAUUCAAGUACUUCAGUCCAAGGAAAAGUUUCAUUAUCAGAAGGAAGCAUUGUCAAUGUCGAACUUGAUCUUCCAGAAGAGAAACAAGAAAUUAUUAGUGUCAGUUCUUCCUUUUACACCAUACACCGUCAUAUGGAGAGAGAACAGAAAAUGAUAACAGAAAAUCGCCAGGAACACAAUGCCUGCACUGGAAAUAAGCUAGCUAAGAUAACUGGCCUGGAACUUUGCGGUGAACUAAGCUUCCCAAACGCAUCACUGGUAGAAAAUGCACCGUAUUUCCCACUAACAGGACCGGUCAAAGCUGGAAUUUCUCUCUACAAACGUGACACAAGAAUGACUGGAUACAAACUCGAGGCAAGGUCAACACAUAGUGCUGAUGAAAACAUUAUUCGUCUAGCUUUCUCAACUCCAAACUCAAGAACUGAUAGGAAUUUCGCAUUGGACCUAAAUCUAAACAAAGUCCAAGGAGCUUUUGAUGCAAGCUUCAGUUCACCUUGGAAGACAGCAGACUUUAAAGGAACAUUUAUUAACGAUAAAACAAACAAGGGAAUCAGCGGGAAAAUGAACUGGGAUGGAUCUGUCCGCUUUGAUGUCAAGGCAAACUUACAGUCUGAAAAAUCAGGUCCAGGAAUGUUGUAUUCACCAACCAUACAAAUUUCUAUUCCCGGAAUGAACAAAGUUGGUCUCAGUGGAACAAUCAAAUACGCAGCAUGGAAGAUCUUUGAAACAGAUUUUUCUCUUACUGGAAUCAAGUCCACCCCUAUCUCUGUAAAAAGUUCUAUUCAAAACAAAGCAAAGAUAAUGAGUGCAAGUGCCAGCCUGCAAGUGUCACCCAAACAAGUAUAUUCGGUAGAUUCAUCGGUACAGACGACUGAAUACAAGCAAAAGAUCGUAUACAAGUCACAAAUCUCCAUCCGCUCUCCAUCCCAAGAACUUUUAGCAUUUGCUGGAACGUAUACAAAUGUUUAUGGAAAGAACAUUGAACUAGAUAUUGUUGUGGACAAACUUGUUGAAAAACCGGUCAUGCUUAAGACAAACCUAAUUACCAAAUCAUUCCGACGAGGACGUUUGCAAAAGAUAGUCAGGGUCGAUUUCAGAUCAAAAGUUAUGGAUAUAAAAAUGAAGAACAAAUUCGACAAUAGAAAUGGCAAAACCUUCGCUACAGAUACGGAUUUGACUUACGUUAUCCGUAGAUAUGCAAGAGAUAACAUAAAACUGGUCACUAAGGUUAUCAAUCAGAGCAGCAAAUCCCUUAUGAAGGCAAGGGCUUCUAUAAAUUUAGCUUCCAAACGUAAUCCGGCAGCAAAUCUGAAACUAAUCGGCAAUUUAAAUCACAACAAGAGACAUUCUGAGAUUGAAACUGAUAUAGCAUAUGGACCAGAUUUUAAAGACGCUAAUAAACAAGUCAGUUUUUCCAUGUCCAUGGACAGAGCAAUCAAGAGUUUGUCACAAGUAUCCGCUUCCCUCAGUGGAAAACUUCUCGUCGGAUCGGGCUUUAGAAUCAUUAGCAAACUGGACCACUCGCAUGAUCCUAAGUCACUGGACUCAAACGUGAUGCUCCGUAUCAACAAAGAUGCCGUUACAUCAAGUCUAAGUCUAAAAGAUACAUCCACAGACCUUAAAAGUCUUUCCGGACAAUUCGAGCUGGAACUCCCGGGAAAGAGCAUUGUUGUUUCUCAAAUCGUCAAAGAAAAUGCCCCAAACGAUUUCACAAGCACAAUGAAUGCAAAAUAUGGAAAGUCCAAGAAUACCAUUGUAACGUCAUGGAAGAAGGUUGCACCAUCAGCUCUCACCAUUUCCUCUGACAUUGAUCUCAGUUCGGCUGAUCCCAUCAAAAUAAAUGCAGAAUAUACUCUUGGACCAGAACAGUAUAAGUUUGGCGGUUCUUUCCAGAAGGCGACAUCUAAAUACAGUGCCGUUGUCACAUCUCAAGUAGAAAUAGGAAAGUCCAUUCAGAUUUCAACUGACCUUGAAUGCCCAUCUCGACAUGUUAUUGGAAAUUUUGAAGGCUCAAAAUCUAAUAACAAAUACAUUAGCCGAGCAGAUGUACGAUGGAAUGCUGACAGAGAUGAUGCUCAGCGUAUAACUAUCAAUGGUAAUGGGCAAAUGUCAAGUCUUGCUGAUGUUGAUGGAUCCUUUACAGUCCAAUAUCCAGGCAGAACUGUUGCAGUGAACGUGAGAAAUAGUAUAGGCAAGAAAUAUGCAACACACGUAGACUUCCAGUGGGAGCCUAAAAAGAUCAUUUCAUUUGACUCUACCUUUGGAGACUACAGCAAAUCAGACAGUCGGGAAAUAAUAAGUACCAUCAAACUUGGUACUCCUUUUAAUACACUUAAAUCUCUUGAUAUAGCUUUGGACCAUCAAAUCAAUUCUGGCAUGUAUCAGACAAAAUUAGAUGCGCAGUGGAAUCCAAAACAAACGAUAUCUGCUACCUUGACUGCAAGAAAACCAAUGACACUUAAAAGCAUUGAUAUUGACUUUAUUGGUAAAGCUCCUUCCCUGGGAUACAGAACAAUUCAAUCAUCACUUAAACAUAACAUUGGAAAUGGUGUGUCAACCAUAUGGAAAGUUGUUCUCAACAGGCAAUCCGUGCAGGUGGACAUGUCCCUCCUUAAUAACGGCGACGAAAGUACGACCGACAUCAAGGGUCAGGUAGAUGUUAAAACAUCAUUCCGUCAGCUAAAAACCGCAACCGUAACAUUUUCUCACAGGAACAAUGGAAGAAAGAUUGAUACCAGCGCGCUGUUGAAAUACAACAAGAAGCAAUAUGGCAUAGAAAGCUCAAUGAAGGGCAAACUUCGUGGCUUAGAAGUGAACACUGAUGGUGACAUUAAAAUACAGCUUCCGUCUGAUACGAUCAGAGCAACUUGGGGACACAAGAAUUCUAUGUCUGAAAUCAUAACAACAUCUGAAAUUACUUGGGACAAUAAACGUGUGUUUGUAAGUUUCAAGGGACUACAAGAUCUUAGUCUUCCGACUGGAACACUUUCUGCAGCGUUGGAAAUCCAAACACCAUUCAACGUCAUUAAAGAUGUUGUUUUCCAACUGAAUCAUCUUCACAAAACUGGCAAAAUUGAUUCAACACUCAUGGUCACUAAUAACGGUAACAGCUUGGCAACAAUUGAAGGUAAAUAUUUAAAUGAAAAUGGAAAAAUAACAUCACGAUUCUCUACUUCGAAUCCAUGGUAUGAUGGUCUAUUAACAGCCGUUCUGAGCGCUGACUAUGAAAUAUACCCAAUGACAGGCCGUCUUGAAAUGUCAAUGACACCACUAAAAACACUCACACUUGACGGAUCAAUUAAUAAAAGUCCAAAUGGAGAUAUAGAUACAUCACUAACUAUUUCAGUUCCUAACAGGCCAGCCAUUGAACUUUCAGCAUCAAGACAAAAGGAAGGUUCAUCAGUUAAUUCAGUUAUAUCACUGAAAUACGAAGACGGCAAGGUCAUUCGCAUUGAUAGUCUCCAUCGCACUGGUGCAGUAAAACAACUCAAAUUAAAGUUUACAUCUCCAUUUACUACGGAAUAUUCUGCUGAAGGUGUGUUCCAGGCAUCAAGAAAUAGCAUCAGAGCAAAUGCCAAUAUUGAGGCAGAACCUUUGCUUAGCAGAUGGUCGGUUACGGCAAGUUUAGACAGGACUAACGGAAUUUCUGGAACCUUGAAGGUAAACACACCAUAUCCUGCUGUUUCCUACAGCCAGAUUUCCAUUCUAAGUGAAAUAGUAGACGGUUCCAGACAGUCAUCAGUUGUAGCUGAAUAUGUUCCAGGUCGUAUUGUAAAACUGACCAGCAUGUACCUUUUCAAAUCUAAUAAAGACAUGCAAGUCACCUUGGAAUUAUCAACACCUUUUGAAAUCAUAUCACAUGCGUCUACAGCUUUCAGACACCAAGGUGGUUCGUCAGCUUUCUCAAAUUACUGUGAAGUUGAAUACAAAUCAGAAAAGAUUUCUGUUGAGUCUAAAUUUUCGAUGUCUAAUGGUAUUCUGAGUUCAGUUCAUAUCAAAUCUCCUUACACACAGGACUUUUCUGGGACUAUUCGACAUGACGGGACUAUGAAUAACUUUGCAAGUCAUUGUGAUGUUACAUGGGGAAAGACAGUUUCGGCAGAUUUAAAACAUCAAGGAUCAUACAAAAGAUUUUCAAGUUCUGCAAAGGUAUCUUCUGAUAGCUCUAGUUAUUCCGGAAAUAUCAAUUUUAAUCUUGGGCCAAAAAUGUCUACUGACAUAUCUAUUGAAACUCCGAUAGAAAAUUUUGAAAAUGUGCGUAUUUCACAUGCAUUUGAAGGCCAUUUCGCAAAAUUUACCAACCAUGCUGAAAUAUCAUCAUCUGGCUUUGGAACCAUUUCGUCUGAUGUAAAUUCUGAUAUUGAGAAUUCUAUUUCAUUGACAGUUUCAGCACAAACACCAUUUACGAAUUUCAGGGAUAUGAAAGCAGUAUUUACACAUGAAGGCAGCCUUUCUCGCUUUACAACACAUGUUGAAUUUCAGAACGGAUUAUCUAAAUAUUCUGGAGACAUGAAACUUAAUACAGAACCAGCUGUUAGUUUUGAAACAAUAUUCAGGACACCAUUCAAGAAUUUCAAGAUGACAAGAUUGUCCUUGACUAGCGAAGGAUCUCUAAAUAACUUCAAACUCCAUGUUGAGACACAGCUUAAUAAGGAUACCUCUGAGGUAGAUUUGGUUUGCAACACUCAAAGGAAAUACGACAUUGAUCUGACAAUCAGAAGCCCAUACACUAACACCAUAAAAGCAUCUUUGGACCACUGGGGAAAUUGGAAAAAGUUCCAAAGUAAACUCAAUAUACGUUCUGGAAAAGACAAACUACUGUCAAGCAUUAAAUUUGCAAUCAGGCCUACGUUUAAUGCAAUGAUCUCCAUUAAUUCCCCAUUUGCAUAUCUUAAAAAUCAACAACUGUCUCUUAAGCAUGCCGGAAGUUUGAACAGUUUCAAAUGUAAUAUGCAAUAUAAUUGCAAUGGGAAAACAUAUGUAGGUGAUGCUUCCUUCCAGAACCUUAAUUCUCUUAAGGCUGAACUCAAUUUGAAGGGCCCUACCUUCCGACCAAUCAAUGUAGCAGUUUCACAUGACGGUACACUCUCUAAUUUUAAGUCUGCAGCAGCCAUGUCAAUGGGAAGGAAAUCGAUUCAAGCAGAUGCCAACGUUAACGUGGUGAAAGGUAUUAAAGGCAGUAUAGGUCUUGUUACUCCAUUUGAAGGCUUUGAAUCAAUGAACGCCGCUAUUUCUCAUGCAGGAGAACUAAACAAUUUCAAGAGCCAUGGUGAAAUCCAAUUCAAUCGCAAAUCUGGACAAAUAGAUGUAACUGUCGAUGCAACACAUGAUCUUUCCGCCACCAUCACAAUUACAACUCCUUUCAAAGGAUACAGAGACAUAACUUCCACACUAAAAUAUACUGGAACCAUCGAUAACUUCAAUACUUUGGCAACGUUUUCAAGAGCGGGCAAAUCUAUUGAAGGACAAGCAUCUUUCCAAACAAGUCCGCUCUUGUCUGGUAGUGCAUCUGUUCAAUCAAGUUUUGCAUCUGUUGGUAAUUAUGACAUGUCUUUCAGUCAUGAAGGUACCUUGUCUAAAUUCAGUACAAAUGGAGAGCUGAAUAUUGGAGAUAAAAGAUCAACUGCUGGGGUAGCAUUUGAUUCUAAAAACGGCUACGAAGGAAGAGUAAGCAUUGAUUCCCCAUUAUUGAAGAAGACGGAGGUUCAGAUUAGACAUACUUCCACAGACAAUUCCCUCAACACAAAUGCUUUCUUUGCACACAACAAUGUGAAACAAUAUAGCAUCCAGUCAGACCUGAGUCGUAAACCAAUGAGUGGGAUUGUGACAAUUACUACUCCGCAUGAAGGCUAUGAAUCAACGGAAUUGUCUCUUCAUCAUGACGGAACUGCAAAUGACUUUAGGACAAGUCUUUCACUCGAUAUUCUAGGAGGCAGAUAUGAAAGUGAAAUUCUGUUUGCACCAUUGCCAGAUAUGCAAGUUUCACUUGCACUUAGAUCGCCACUUUCUAAAGAUAUUGAGGCUAGUAUUUCAUACCAGGGUAAACCAACAAACUUUAAUUCGAGGUUCAAUUACCUAUUCGGAAGAGAAAGUAAGAUGCUUAUAGAAACAAAUCUUAAUGCUGAAGGACCUUAUUCUGGAAAUAUGAAAAUCAUUUCACCUCUUAUGAAAAACAUAAAGGCAUCAUUCAGCCAUGACGGUGGAUUAAACAACUUCAAAUCCGAGGCAGAGAUAACGUAUGCUGGAAAGAGUACUGAGGCUCGUAUCAGUCUUCAAACAAAUCCAGAUAUUGAAACAACCGUUCAUUUUACCUCACCUUUAACAAAAGAUCUUGAUAUCAAUUUUGCUCAUUACGGACCAUGGACAAACUGCAAAUCUAAUGGCGCUAUCACCUAUGGCGGUCAAAAACAUCUUGAUAUUGAUGGCCAGUUUAACUUUGAUUCAAAUUUGAAUGGUGAGCUGAAGAUAUCUACAUCAGCUCCAGGAUUUAGUAAAAUGUCAACAAAGGUUAGUCAUGAAGGCGAUCUAUCCAGGUUCCAGUGCCACGGUGAAUUUGCACUUGAAGACAAAGUCGUAAUUGGGGACAUUAAAUACAGACCAACUGAAGGAAGUGUGAAAAUAUCUACCCCGUUCAUUACAGAUUUUGAUGGAUCGUACAAAUACAGUCCAAAUGAAGGAAGCAUUAGCUUGUCAACACCAUUCAUGAAAGAUGUACAGGGAAAUUACAAAGUAAAGGAUGCACUUCAUAAUUCCGUAUCUGAUGUUGCUUUGUCGUAUGGAUCGACGAAACUCUUAGGAAUUCGUGGAAACAUGGAUUACCCGAAAUCUGGUGAAAUUUCUCUUGAGACAUCUAUACAGGGAUAUGAAAAUACUCGCAUUGCUCUGACACGUAGAGGUGACAUGGGUGGAAACGCUGAAUUUGAACUCAAUGGGAAGAGACAUCAAGCUGUUCUAUUAAUCAAUUCAAACGAACGAAAGAUUUCUGCGUCAGCAUCAGUGAAUUCCCCCGUGAUUCCAAAGAUAUCUUCAGAUAUUAGUUUUAGUGGAACACUGUCGAACUUCAAAUCGCACACUGACUUUGUUUUCAGAAAUGACAAACACGCAAUUGACUCACAUUUUUCGAUGGGAAGAAAUAUAGAAGGAAGUAUGCUCGUGAAGUCUUCGCUUAUCCCAGAACUUUCUGUGAAUUUCAACACAAACAAAGAUCUUUCAAACCUUAUUUCCUCAGCUGAUAUCUCAUUUGAUUCCAAAAAGAUAUUCAACACGAGGUCAACACUACAAAACGCUAAUAGAAAGGCAAUAACCAUUGAUGUAGUGAUUCCUGACAACUCUUUCAACUUUGCAUCCACCUUAGAUGGGAUACUUACAGAUUUUAAUGGACACGUAGAGACAACUGUGAAUAGUGUGAAAACCGAGGCAGAUGCCAGUUUCAGUUUGAAACCAGUUUCAGUGAGUGUUUCAUUGAAAUCGCCAUGGACAGGACCAGUCAGUUCAGCUUUCAAUCUUAAUGGAAAUAUUGCGGAUUUCAAAGGACAUGGUGAAUUUUCCUACAACCAUAUCAAGAAUGAGGGCGACAUUUCAUUCGGAAUGUCCCCACUGAGAUCCGAUAUUACGUUCAAAUCGCCGGUAAAAGAUGUAACCGUUUCAUUUGCUCACGACGGAAACCUUAGAAAUUUCAAAACCCAAGCAGACGUUAGCAUUGAUGAUCAGAAACUUGAUGCCGAACUCAUCUUCAAUAUUGAAACAGCUAUUGAGGGAAGUGCAAGAUUUAAUAUGCCUAACAUGAAACCUAUGAAGGCAUCAUUUGAGCAUGCUAAUACUUUGAACACCUUGAGAAAUCUUAUGUCUAUGGAGUACGGAGAAAACACUCUGGCAAGCUCAGAGCUUACUCUUUCAUACAACCCAGUCAAAGCAACUAUUUUGAUAAAAACACCUUUUGAUGGCUACAAAUCUGUGUCUGCUCUCUUCAAUCACACCGGAGGAAUGUUGGACUUUGACAAUCAUGCUGAAAUAAUCAUUCAAGGCAGAAAAUCUCAGGCAGAAAUGACGUUCAACUUUGGCUCAAAACUUGAAGGAAGAAUUUCUGCGAGCAGUCCAUUUUUCCCUUCAUCUGGAUUAGGAUUUAAAUUGUCUGGCAAUUUAGCUAAAUUUUCAACUGAUGCUGAUUUGACAUUUGGAGAUAACAAAUAUUCUGUAGAUGCCUCAAUUGACAGCAGGGUAGGCACUGAUGCAUCAGUAACAGUAAACACUCCAAUAAAGGGCUACAAAACUGUUUCAGCAAAACUAAGUCAUACAGGUCAAUAUCCUAGGAUGAAUUCUUUUGCACAAGUGAAGACAGGUCGUAGAAACUUGUUAACAGGAAGCGCACAAAUGGACAAUACUGAUCGAAUUAGUGGCAGACUAUCACUUCAGUCUAUAAUGACGCCUACAAUUCAAGCUAACAUGGAACAUAUCGGAAGUUUUUCAGAUUUUAACACAAAUGCUGACCUUAGCAUUAACGGAAAGCCAAUUUCGGCAAUUGUAGGAUUCAAAACAACCCCAUCAGUAUCAGGCAUCUUGUCGCUUACUUCUCCCUUCACUAGUCCAGUGUCUGGAUCGUUUGAAUUUAAAUCUCUAAAGCAAGAGAUCUCUCUACAUGUAGAAGGAAACCUUGAAGGCAAAUCAGUAGUUGGUGAUGCAUCCGUUGAAUAUGGCAAUACUAUUGGCACAAACGUUGCAAUCAAAACACCAUUCACAGGCUUUGAGGAGAUGAAAGGUUCAAUUAAAUACAUUAAAGAAUACAAAGGAUUUACAAGCAAUGCAGAUAUUGAGUUUUCUGGAAAGAAAAUAGAAGCUGAGGCUAAGUCAAGCUGGAGACAAGCAAUAACAGGAUCCCUUUCAAUAAGGACACCGUAUGAAACACUUGGAAGCUCCUCUGCAGAAUUCACCAUGGACGGAGCCUUCCCAAACAUUCAGACUGAAAUGAGCGUUUCACAUUCUGGACAAAAGUACUACUUGAGUGGUGCAAUUGAUAAUGAUAAUGGUCGAUUAAUGAUAAAUACACCUUUCAAGGGUUUUGAAGCCUUAGAAUCUUCUUUCAGUUAUAAAGGCACCAAAGAAAACAUGCAGACUGAAGCAAGGGUAAAUUAUAUGACCGGAAAGGAAAUCUUCGUUUCAUUCCAAAACGUUCUGACCAAUGAAAGUCUUCAGACAAAAGCUAGAAUUGAAACACCAUAUACUGAAGAUAUAUCUUUGGAUUUGAACUUCAAUGGACAACUAACUGACUUUUCGAAUACGUUAACUAUUACAAUGGGCGAGGUGAACGCAGCUACUUCCACAACAACUUUUAAACUUCAAGGCACUUCUCUUGACCUCGAUACAUCACUCCGUAGCACGCUUGCUGGAUAUUCUGAUGAACAGAAAUUAAGUGUUUCAUACGAAGGACUUUUGCCAAACAUGAAAGCAUCUGCAAAUGCCAAAUUUCUUGGUAGCUACUUCUCUUUUGAUACAUCUUUGCAAGUUGAUGACACCGUAAAUGGUAUGGUUGCUCUCAAGACACCUUUUGCUAAUCUGAAAGAUGUUGCUUUCAAUUUUGACCAUGCCGGAUCGUCUAGACGAUUUACGACCAAAUCUGAAGUUCAGUACGAUACCAACAAAAAGAUAGAGGGAACCCUUCAGUAUGUUAAAUAUGGAUGGAGGAGACUACAAACUUCAUUAGAUGUCCGAACACCAUUUGCUGGAUUUGAAACAUCUAAAGCAUCUUACCGACAUACUGCUUCUGUUGAUAGUUUUGAAAGUGACGCUGAUGUUAAUUUUAUGAACAAAGACUUCAAUGGAAAUAUACGUGCGUCUAUGACACCCUUGAGUGCAUCUAUUUCUGCUACAACACCAUUUGCUGGAUUUGAGCAAAUUGGAGCAGACUCAAAGCUGACAUACAGCAGUGGGACAUUUAAUGCUGAAGCUAAUGUUCAGUACAUGCAGGGCAAAACAAUAUCUCUUUCAUCUAGUGCAGAUAUAACCUCAACGCCAAAAUCAGCAAACAUCAAGCUUACAACACCUUUUCAGGGCUUUGAAAACUCCGAAAUCAUACUGAGUACCAGAGGUGAUUUAAGUAACUUUCAGUCUACUAUGGCGGUCUCGUCACCCUUUACUCCUGCCCUGCGCGCACGGGCAAGUAUGAGAUAUACUUCAUUUAAAAACAUAGAAGGCUCCGUUACUUUCACCAGCCAAAUCAAAAACUUCGAAAAUCUGAGAUUUACUUUGAAAAAUGAGGCUAACCGUGAAAAAUAUGACAGCAAAAUAGAGAUGUCUUGGGCUCCAUCAAAAUCAGUCACCUUUGAUGGAUCGUUUACAGUCAAAAGAUACGAAAUGAGUGCCGAUAUGACAUUAUCAACUCCAUUCCAAGCUAUGAGACAGCUGAAUUUGAAAUCUGAAACAACUAACCGGUGGUUAAUCUCUCAAAAACUUUAUGGAAAAUACAAUGGAAAUGUUUUUGCUGAUCUGGACCUAAGCGCAAAUUAUGGGAACAAAAAGUCUGCUUCAUUGCUCAUGCGUUCACCAAGGACACUACUAGUUGAACUUGAAGGGUCUAUGGAAAGCAAAUACGAGGCAGGUUUAACCGUGUCAGCUGAUAUUACCAACGUGAAUAACGGUGUUAAAGUCAAUGGUGUAUUUGACCCAAGAAUAAAUGCCCUUUCAAUAAAACACACAUGCCCAAUGAACACUAUAUCUCUCGACGGCACCUUCGGCAAAUCUAACACCAAAUUUGAGAUGAUCAUGAAUGGCAACCGUUAUGGCUAUGACAUGACAAUCACUGGCACUGAUGGACAGGUCAAAAUUAUUUUGCCAAGUAGAAGUCUGAAAGUAAGUGGGUCUCAAUCAGCUGGUGCAACAGAAGGUUCAUUUAUGUGGGAUGCUGACAAAGAUGAGACAAGAAAAAUUGGAUUUCGAUCAGUUCUGAGACCAACCAGUGAUUCAGUGAAGGCUGACAUCACGCUUAUGAUGCCAAGCAUUGGAAAGGAAGUCCAGAUGGAUUCACAAAUGAGUUUGAACAAGGGGCGUAUUCUCUUUGACGGAAAAACUGAACUGACGUAUUCGAGUGACAGCCGGAAGAAGUUCACAAUAAUGUCCCGCCUAGAGGACAUCUCAAACAGCUGGUCAGCUAAAAAUUACAGCUUCACUUUCGGCAUCAGUCAUCCAUAUACAAGCGUUGAUGUCCAGGUGUCAUCUCAGUUUGGAAACUCAAACCAGAAAAUUACAGGAGGUAUCAGUAUGAAUUACCUAACAGUGAAGAGAGACGUCAGAACAUUCUCAGUGAAUGGUGAAAUUGAUAAAGCCCGCAAUGCGUUCUCCCUAGAUAUGGACACACCUAUGAAAAAGAUAGGAAUCAAUGGUAACGCUCAAACUAUUUCUCCAUACCGCCUCUCACUAACUAACAAAUACGACGCCAAGCGCCCACUGAAUACAGUCUUCUCAUUUGACCCAAGCAAACGAAGCAUUGACUUCCAGAUGAACUACGAUCUAGAUAAUCCAAGCAGUGAGUUCCAUCUCAGCGCCAAGUAUAUAAACAGUUCUGCUGUUGCUGCCGAGAUGUUUCAUGUUGUAAACAGACAGAAAGUCGCUGAUGUUCUUCUUGCUCUCAGACUUAACACAUCAAGUCUGCUUCAUAGCCGUAUUCACUGGAGACCAGAUAUGAUCAAUGAUCUCAAGGCCUUGUCCAACAGAAAAAUGAAUACAUAUGAACGUCGUCUUAGAAAUUUCGCUGAUGUAGCCCUAAACCAUAUGACUUUUGAACUCGAACAAAAGGUUCAGCUGAUUGGCAACUCUUUUGCUGAGGAACUAGAGCCAGUUGCCGCCAUUGCUGAAGAGAAUCUGGAAACGCUAUCUAAGAUGUACGAGACCAAUGAAUAUUACCUCAGAGAUUUAACUGAUGCUGUUGUUCUGAACCUAGCACAAAUGGAAGAGCUAUCGGAAGAAUACAUCAAUCUCCUCAGAGCGAAAAUAGAAGAGAGACUUGCUCGCUGUUUGGGAAACUGCAGAGAAAGACUUCAGGAUACGCUGACAAAAGUUGAAGAAGCAACUGGAUACAUAGCGUUGAAGACGGCUUAUUAUUACAGGAAAUAUACAGAUCAUGCAUACAAUAUCAGCAAACCAAUGAUUGAAACUGUCAAUGACAAAUACAACAACUACGUGCAAUAUAUGAACCAAAUCAACACUUCUCCUCUUUCAAACAUGGCUGAUGCAUAUACCGCUGCCAUUUAUGCUGCCCAUGACGUCAUCAGCUCAAAAUUGUCACCACUAAUGGAUCGAGAUGAUGUCAGAUAUGUCAAGUCAAUUUCCGACAGAGUAUAUCAACAGGGCCACAAUGCGUACAAGUACUGGGAGAUUCGCGAAAAUACAGAGAUGGUUGGAAAAGCAGUUGCCGACUGGAUAAGAGAGGAAAUCGAAAAAGAAAUCUCAGAUAUCAGAGCCACUGUCAUGAACCUAUUGAAAUCAAAAGUUACAGUCUACGAUCUCAAAAAUGGAGAAAUUCAAACGGAAUUCCACCUCCCAAUUCCUCUUAAAUCAUUGGACGUAAUCCCAAAAGUUGACUUCAUGCCAUACGUAGCAAAGGCCAAGUCAUAUAUUCCAAAUAUGCCUUCAUUGUCAAUGCCAUCAACUGACGUCAGAACAUGGUUGCCACCUUUUAAUGCCAUGGCAACAGUCGAAGGAAACAAAAUAACAACAUUUGAUGGUUUGACAUAUGACAUUGACAGUAGCUGCACAUUCAUGCUUGCACGAGACUAUGUCAAUUCCAACUUCUCUGUUAUCCUAAACAGGGAUGGAAACAACAAAACCAUGGUUAUCGUCAAAGGGCAAACUUCCAUCAACAUUUUCUCUAAUGGAGAGGUCGCUGUAAAUAACAUGCCAGUUGAACUACCAGCUGUUCUCAAGGACGUUACAGUUACAUCUCUUGAUGGUCACGUGACAGUAAACGUUGCUGGUCACCUUAAUGUUGACUACUACAAAGAUCUCGAUACAUAUAUGGUCAAACUGAAUGGAUAUUACUACGGCAAGACCAACGGUCUCCUUGGUUCCUAUGACAACGAGCCAUCCAAUGAUAUGAUGACGUCGUUUGGAAAGGUCACUAGCUCUACCGAGAGAUUUGCUAAGACCUGGGACGUAGGCACUGAACGUUGCCGUUAAACACAGGACUUAAUAAACUGACAUAAUAAACUGACCAAGAAAACAAACAACAUGAGAUUAUAAAACUUUUGAUAUAAAAUGAUUUUAUUUGUGAUUUUAGCUUCAACUUAAACAGACAUCUACAGACUAUGUUAUAACUCCUGAACCGCAAAACUAGAAUCAGAUUUUGUUAUUCUGAUAUAUUAAACGAUAAUAUUUUCUCGUAGUAAACAUAUUUGCAAAUACAAAAUGAUGUGUACAAAACUGUUUGUCUAAUAAAAUCAAUAAAAUGAAAUGAAAGCAUA
This is a messenger RNA of Mercenaria mercenaria, 16097 nucleotides long. RefSeq lists its product as uncharacterized. Gene Ontology annotation, molecular function: lipid carrier activity. Lineage: Eukaryota; Metazoa; Mollusca; Bivalvia; Venerida; Veneridae. Bases 1 to 15813 code for a protein of 5270 amino acids. Gene Ontology annotation, biological process: lipid transport. The record is from RefSeq and is a predicted model, not a curated record. The transcript has 30 exons.